AAUAAAUCCAAGUCCAAUCCGCUUGACUGCCUACCUAGUAGCUUCCCUCAAACAAAGAAACAAAAUACUCAAAAUGCCGGUCGUUCGCACUGCCAUGGGGCCAAGAGCCCAAUUGCGAUGGACACUCACUGCCAACAUCCGCAGCAGGACUUUUUCCUCACAGGUUUCCCGAGGCCGAAGCCGAAGCUACAGCGACGCAAUCGACCUGCUCAACACUCUUCAAACGCCAUUCAAGGUGUUCCAGGCCCGGGUCGCUGCCGGCGUUCGGCCCGAUGCCAGCUUCAUGACCGAGAUGCGCUCGUGUCUGGCACGCAUCGGCCACAGCCCACGUGAUCUAGACCGUCUCAACAUUGUGCACGUCGCCGGGACCAAAGGCAAGGGAACAGUCUGCGCAUACGUCGAUUCCAUCCUCAACCGGUGGCGGGCGUCGCAUGGCGUGCCGAGCAAGCUGGGGCUGCUCACCAGCCCGCACUUGAUCUCGGUCCGGGAGCGCAUCCGCAUCAACUCAAAGCCGGUCAGCGAGGACCUGUUUGCCAAGUACUUCUUCGAGGUAUGGGAUCGGUUGGAACAGAACCCACCCCAGGGAGCUGUCGGGGAUGUACCAAAUGAUGGGUCUGGUAGGAAAGACGACUGGCUGGAUCACUGGUCCGCAGGGAGCUACGCUGGCAAGCCCAUCUACGCGCGCUACCUUACCCUGAUGAGUUGGCACCUCUUCUUGUCCGAGGGUGUCGACCUUGCCGUCUACGAGACCGGCAUUGGCGGCGAGUAUGACGCCACCAACGUCGUCGAGAGGCCGCUGGCGACGGCCAUCACGACCCUCGGUAUAGAUCAUGUACAUGCACUUGGUGGGACGAUUGGGGAGAUUGCAUGGCACAAGGCUGGGAUCAUAAAGCCCGGUAGUGCGAACUACACGGUGAGGCAUGAGGCGUUUCUGGAAGCCGAAGACGUGUUGAAGGAGAGGGCAGCGGAGAAAGGCGCCGGGUUGGAGUUCCUGGAGAUUGACCCGAGGCUUGACGCGGUCAAAGUACAUCCGGAUAAGGAAUUCCAGAGGAAGAAUGCCACGCUGGGAGUUGCGCUUGCCGAAGCCGCGCUGGCCAAGCUUGACCCGGCAUUCACAGUCCAGGAGAGUCUUCCGCAAGAGUUUGUGGAGGGACUUGAGAAGGUUGUAUGGCGCGGACGCUGCGAGGUCAAGGAGGAAGACGAUGUCAGGUGGCACAUCGAUGGUGCGCAUACAUUGGAUAGUCUCAGGGUCGCGGGUGGAUGGUUCGCCGACGAGGUGAAAGACAAAUCUGGGCCUCGAGCACUUGUAUUCAACCAGCAAGGCCGCUCCGAGGCAACCGAAUUUCUAGAGGACUUUUGUGCUGCUACAAGGUCACCAGACGGCAAAGGAUUUGACCUUGUGAUCUUUUGCACAAAUCGAACACAUGCCGUGGAAGGCUUCAAGCAAGAGUUUGUCAACCAUACCGUCGACGCCGCCGAGGUAGGCAGCCUGAAGGUUCAACACGCAUUCGCCAAAAAGUGGCAUGAGCUAGACCCGAAUGUCGGCCAACUCAAAGUUGUUGGCAGUAUCGAAGAGGCUAUCCAAGCUGUGCGGCAGCUGGCCACUGAAACAACCACAUCUGCUGCGGGCAAAGGCCACCAACGGCCUGGUGAAGUUCAGGCACUAGUAACUGGAAGCAUACAUCUGAUAGGGGGCGCUCUGGAGAUCUUGGAAGGAGGGGCCAAGAUUCUUUAAACAACGCAUACUUCUCCAGGGGUUCUCAGAUCGCACAUGUUGUUUCAGAGCGACUUGGGACGGGCUCUUUGUGCCGUUUAAGCACCAGCAGCUUCAUUU
Pyricularia grisea is the source of this 1834-nucleotide messenger RNA. RefSeq lists its product as uncharacterized. Gene Ontology annotation, biological process: tetrahydrofolylpolyglutamate biosynthetic process. Lineage: Eukaryota; Fungi; Ascomycota; Sordariomycetes; Magnaporthales; Pyriculariaceae. The record is from RefSeq and is a predicted model, not a curated record. Gene Ontology annotation, molecular function: ATP binding; tetrahydrofolylpolyglutamate synthase activity. The transcript is spliced from 4 exons. The coding region runs from base 74 to 1735 and encodes 553 amino acids. Gene Ontology annotation, cellular component: mitochondrion; cytosol; cytoplasm.